CUCGAUUGGCAAAUUUUUUUUGGAUUAGUAUAUCUCGAUGUCCAAUCGAUUCCGUUUCCGCAUCAACGUAGAAACAUGCAGGAAACGAGCAAAAAAUCGUCGAAUUAAUCCAUCCAAUAUCCAUCUAUUCAGUUACGUGUCUUCCUCUGACCGUAACAUGGCGUCGAACGCUUGAUAACCAUAGCAUUACAAAGCCAACUAAAAUGGCGACCGUCCAUUUUACUGCGUCAUAGCACCAUGCAGAUAUUCGUGAAGACGUUAACUGGGAAGACCAUAACUCUUGAAGUUGAGGCUUCCGACACCAUCGAGAACGUGAAGGCAAAGAUUCAGGACAAGGAAGGAAUCCCGCCUGAUCAGCAGCGUUUGAUCUUCGCUGGAAAGCAGCUCGAGGACGGCCGCACCCUGUCCGACUACAAUAUCCAGAAGGAAUCCACUCUCCAUUUGGUUCUCCGCCUGCGCGGUGGAAUGCAGAUCUUCGUUAAAACUUUGACAGGAAAGACUAUCACUUUGGAGGUCGAAGCUUCGGACACGAUUGAGAAUGUCAAAGCGAAGAUUCAGGAUAAAGAAGGCAUCCCGCCUGAUCAGCAGCGUUUGAUCUUCGCUGGAAAGCAGCUCGAGGACGGGCGCACCUUGUCAGACUACAAUAUCCAGAAGGAAUCCACUCUCCAUUUGGUUCUCCGACUGCGUGGUGGAAUGCAGAUCUUCGUUAAAACCCUGACAGGAAAGACCAUCACUUUGGAGGUUGAAGCUUCGGACACAAUCGAGAAUGUCAAAGCAAAAAUUCAGGACAAAGAAGGCAUUCCACCGGACCAACAGAGAUUGAUCUUUGCCGGAAAACAGCUCGAGGAUGGUCGCACACUUUCUGACUACAAUAUUCAGAAGGAAUCUACUUUGCAUUUGGUGCUCCGUUUACGUGGUGGUAUGCAAAUUUUCGUCAAGACUUUGACAGGAAAGACCAUCACGUUGGAAGUUGAGGCGUCAGACACGAUCGAGAAUGUCAAAGCCAAAAUUCAAGACAAGGAAGGAAUCCCCCCAGAUCAGCAAAGGUUGAUCUUUGCCGGAAAACAACUCGAGGAUGGUCGCACGCUCUCUGAUUAUAACAUUCAGAAAGAAUCCACAUUGCAUUUAGUUUUGAGACUUCGCGGUGGUAUGCAAAUUUUCGUUAAAACCUUAACAGGAAAAACCAUCACACUGGAGGUUGAGGCAUCUGACACGAUCGAGAACGUCAAAGCCAAAAUUCAGGAUAAGGAAGGAAUCCCCCCAGAUCAGCAGAGAUUGAUCUUCGCCGGUAAACAGCUCGAGGACGGCCGCACGCUUUCUGAUUACAACAUUCAAAAAGAAUCCACGUUGCAUUUGGUUUUGAGACUUCGUGGUGGUAUGCAGAUUUUCGUCAAGACGCUCACGGGUAAAACCAUCACACUGGAGGUUGAGGCUUCGGACACAAUCGAAAAUGUCAAAGCCAAAAUUCAGGACAAGGAAGGUAUCCCCCCAGAUCAGCAGAGAUUGAUCUUCGCCGGUAAACAGCUCGAGGACGGCCGCACACUGUCUGACUACAACAUUCAGAAGGAAUCCACCCUGCAUCUUGUUUUGAGACUUCGCGGAGGUAUGCAGAUUUUCGUCAAAACCUUGACAGGAAAGACCAUCACGUUGGAAGUUGAGGCGUCUGACACGAUCGAAAAUGUGAAGGCGAAAAUUCAGGACAAAGAAGGUAUCCCCCCAGAUCAGCAGAGAUUGAUCUUCGCUGGUAAACAGCUCGAGGACGGCCGCACACUGUCUGACUACAACAUUCAGAAGGAAUCCACCCUGCAUCUGGUUUUGAGGCUUCGUGGAGGUAUGCAGAUUUUCGUCAAAACCUUGACAGGAAAGACCAUCACGUUGGAAGUUGAGGCGUCUGACACGAUCGAAAACGUGAAGGCGAAAAUUCAAGACAAAGAAGGUAUUCCUCCAGAUCAGCAGAGGUUAAUCUUCGCCGGUAAACAGCUCGAGGACGGCCGCACACUUUCUGAUUACAACAUUCAGAAAGAGUCCACGCUUCACCUUGUACUUCGACUUAGAGGCGGAGAUCUGUGAUUCCAUUUUUUUUUUCACUAAAGCAUCAAUUUGUAGUAGUACCAUGCUGAAUUAUCGAUGUGAAUUAUGGAAGUAUCGAUGUGUAUUAUAUUAUUUAAUUUCAUUACGGUAAAUUCUAUUAGUUUAUAAUUUUAUUAAUUCGCACAUGAAAGUCUUGGGGGAGAUCCUUAUGAAUAAAGGAAUUAAUUUUGCAUAGUAUAUAAUUUCUCAUUUUUUAUAACCUUUUUAUGAAAUAAUUUCCUUGAAUAAAAAAUAUCAACAUAACACAGAUCUUGAGUAAAAUACAUUAACAUGACACUGAUAUUUUAUUAUCAAAUUUUCUUUAUUCUAUUUGUACAAAUUGAGUUUGUGUCAAUCCUGUAAUAUCUUCUAGACAGUAUUACAAUAGCAUAUUCGAAAGUGGGUCAUAAGACUUGUAAGACAUCUUUUAUCUUGUUUUUGACAUGAUGUUUCAAAUAUUUAUAAUGAAUUUUUUAUAUAAGUUUUGUGUUUUUCAUCAAAAGCAUAUAAACGAAUAAGUAAAAACUAAUUAUUUAACAAAGUAAUGUAACAUAUAUCGUGCUCUUCUUAUGAUAAACGAUUGAUUGUUUAGAAAUGACUCGUUCCUCGUGAAAGCGACCGAUUUAUAGACAGCGAGUCUCCGAACCCGUGUAUUUUAUAGGAGAGUGGUUGGAGUAUUAGAAAAUUAAAUAAACAUGAAAUGGAAAAUUA
Wasmannia auropunctata (little fire ant) is the source of this 2781-nucleotide messenger RNA. RefSeq names its product polyubiquitin-C (gene Ubi-p63E). The transcript has 2 exons. The record is from RefSeq and is a predicted model, not a curated record. Gene Ontology annotation, biological process: protein ubiquitination; modification-dependent protein catabolic process. Gene Ontology annotation, cellular component: cytoplasm; nucleus. Gene Ontology annotation, molecular function: protein tag activity; ubiquitin protein ligase binding. Bases 238 to 2070 code for a protein of 610 amino acids. NCBI's taxonomy places the organism in Eukaryota, Metazoa, Arthropoda, Insecta, Hymenoptera, Formicidae.